Mugil cephalus (flathead mullet) is the source of this 3855-nucleotide messenger RNA. Its product is annotated as sodium/potassium/calcium exchanger 1-like. Bases 424 to 2829 code for a protein of 801 amino acids. The record is from RefSeq and is a predicted model, not a curated record. Lineage: Eukaryota; Metazoa; Chordata; Actinopteri; Mugiliformes; Mugilidae. Gene Ontology annotation, biological process: intracellular calcium ion homeostasis; long-term synaptic potentiation; calcium ion transmembrane transport. The transcript has 12 exons. Gene Ontology annotation, molecular function: calcium, potassium:sodium antiporter activity; calcium channel activity. Gene Ontology annotation, cellular component: membrane.
GAGCGAAGCGUCUGCGACCAGGGCACCGGUGUUGAAUGUUGGCGUAUUGAUACAGCGAUAUGUGUGAAAGGGAAGGGGAGAGGUGUUUGGCCCCUAAUCCUCUUAGCGGCAUUAUGCUGAGCUUCGUUCAAGCCCUGACAUGCGGUGCGCCCUUGUAGCUCCCCAAAAACCGGAGUCAGCAUCUCUGCGUCCGUUGCGCGCAGCUGGAGGAACGGUCGGCAGCGGUGUGGAGCCGAGCGGCCGGCGUCGCAGUCCUUCCACAGGUCAGGGUGGACAUCGGGGCAGCUGUGUAGGAUGAACCACACUUUGUGUAUGCGUGUCUGCCUCUUCUCUGUCAGUGGCGCCUUCUUGCCACAUAGCAGCGCAGGAACCAUCAAGGAAAAGCAAUGCAUCUGACAUAACUUCCUGUUUGGAGUCGAGACAAUGAACGUGCACUCGCCUCCGAGGAGGAGACUCAGACGCACGCGUGUUCUCUUCUUCGUCGCAGGUGUGCUGCUGUGCUUCGUCUACACGCUAUGUCUGAAGGCCAGGCUGUCACGGCCGCGAGCCUCCGCCCAGACGCACGAUGCUGUGGGAGCAGAGGGAGGUGGAGGUGAUGCCGUGGAGGUCAGCAUUCGCGAGGUGGUGGCGUCCAAUGAGACGGAGGAGGAGACUGUCUCACCCGAGUCCACCAAACCUCCUCUUUUGAUAAUUGUGAACAGGACAGAUAUUGAACAGUGUAUCUAUGUUGAUCCUCAACCUCCCAAACCACCUCCAACUCCGACUCCACCUCCACCACCGCCGACAACCACAGCUGCCCCUGGUCGCCCACCUCAGCCCCCUCACAGGAAGGGCGAGUACCCAGAGGACAUCUUCUCAGUGGAGGAGCGACAACAAGGCUGGGUGGUCCUGCACAUCCUGGGCAUGAUCUACAUGUUUGUCGCCCUGGCCAUCGUCUGUGAUGAGUUUUUCGUCCCUGCGCUGGAGGUCAUCACCAACAUACUGGAGAUCUCAGACGACGUAGCGGGGGCGACCUUCAUGGCGGCCGGAGGCUCCGCCCCCGAGCUCUUCACCUCCCUGAUUGGCGUCUUCAUCUCCCACAGCAACGUGGGCAUCGGCACCAUUGUGGGCUCAGCCGUCUUCAACAUCCUGUUUGUGAUCGGCAUGUGCGCCGUCUUCUCCCGGGAGAUGCUGCACCUCACCUGGUGGCCCCUCUUCAGAGACGUGACCUUCUACAUCCUGGACCUCAUCCUGCUCAUCAUCUUCUUUCUGGACAGCGUGAUCCUGUGGUGGGAGAGCGUGAUGCUGGUGAUGGGCUACGUCAGCUAUGUGUGCUUCAUGAAGUUCAACAGUCAGAUCGAGCAGGUGGUCAAGACGCAGCUUAACAAGCACAUGAGUAUCGUCAAGGUGUGGACGGCAGAGGAGCCAGAGAAGGAGAGUGAAGCUCAUCCACCUCCUGCUCCUCCUGCUGCGGCUCCGUCAAAAGCCGAAGAUAAAGCCAAACCAGAGCCUGCUCCACCUCCCAGCACUCCUCAGCCCAGCAAAGCCCUGCCAGAUGCACAAGACGACAAAGCCAGACACAGGCUCCGUCCCGUCCUGCAACGAGGUGGCAGCUCGGCUUCUCUUCACAACACCUCCCUGCGGAGCACCAUCUUCCAGCUGAUGAUCCACACACUGGACCCUCUGGGAGAAGAAGCCACCCUAAGAGGGGCUAUUAAAACCCCUGGCCCGAGGAAAGUCAGGAGAGAGACAUCCUUUAAUGGUGAUGUCAGAGGAGAGAGGUCUGUACAGAGGAAAGCGAAGAACAAAGUAAAACCUCUGAACGCCCCGGUGACGGGAAAACUGCAGAACAAGUCCCAUCAUUGCCGCAUCGAAGAUGAUGACCAGAAGGAGGCAAAAUCGGAGCAGCCUCCUCCUCCUCCUGCUGCAGCCUCCAGUUCAUCGGCGGGUGCUGCAGCCGAGCCGUCCACCUCGCAGCCUCCAAAGACAGAAGAGACGACUCAGAAGGCGCCGGAGCAGCCAGAAGAGUCAAAGGAGGUGGUGGAAGCAGAAGCAGUAGAAGCAGCAGAAGCAGCAGCAGCGGGAGCAGCAGAGGGGGGGUCAGAGGGCUCCCAUGGCAGCGCUGAGGACGAGAGCAGUGACCAGGAGAGCGGCGACUCCAGCGAGGGUGAAGACGACGAAGACGACGACAAGGAGGACGACGACAAAGAGCAGGAGGAAGAGGACGAGAAUGAGCCUCUGUCUCUAGAGUGGCCUGAGACCAGACGAAAACAGGCCACCUAUCUGUUCCUGCUGCCCAUCGUGUUCCCGCUGUGGCUCACGCUGCCCGACGUCCGCAACCCGGCGUCCAGGAGAUACUUUGCCAUGACGUUCAUCGGCUCCAUCUUGUGGAUCGGAGUCUUCUCCUACCUGAUGGUGUGGUGGGCUCAUCAGGUGGGAGAAACCAUCGGCAUCUCAGAAGAAAUCAUGGGCCUGACCAUCCUGGCGGCCGGGACGUCCAUCCCUGACCUGAUCACCAGCGUGAUCGUGGCCCGCAAAGGUCUGGGAGACAUGGCCGUGUCCAGCUCGGUGGGCAGCAACAUCUUUGACAUCACCAUAGGUCUACCGGUCCCAUGGCUCAUAUACACUCUGCUCCACAACGGCCAGCCGGUAAUGGUCAGCUCCAACGGCCUGUUCUGCGCCAUCGUGCUGCUCUUCCUCAUGCUCCUCUUCGUCAUCAUCUCCAUCGCCGUCUGCCGCUGGAAGAUGAGCCGAAUGUUGGGCUUCACCAUGUUCGUACUGUACUUUGUGUUCCUCUUCCUCAGCGUCCUGCUGGAGGACCGUGUCCUCACCUGCCCCAUUUCCAUCUGAGCCGACCGGUAACGACUUGGACCGUGCACACAGGAUCAGUGCAGUAGCUAGGAUGUGUUAGAGAAGAUCUGAACGCAGUGUCAAAAGUUGUUGCAAGGAAAAUUCCACUCCCGACAUAUUAAGUCUGACCAAAUUUUUCCAGCUGGGCCUUCAGUACUUACCAUCUGUAAUUUUUUUUUUUUUUUUUGAGUGUCUGAUUUGUGUUUGUGAUACAAAAAGUCAGAAAUCUGAGCUUUCUGCUCACAACAGUCACAUUUUACUCCUUACGUAGAGUUUAAAAUGCAGGAAGUAAUUUUCUACCAAGUAUCCAGUAUACUUAACUUCAGAUUCAUUUAAUUUCCUAUAUUUCCCAGACUUCUGUUGUCACUACAACUCACUCAUUAACUCAUUCAUGGUCUCUUGUUGCUAGUUUUGUCGUAUAGGCAACUGUACAGUCACAACUCAGGCUAGCUUAGCUUGUCUAAUAUCCCUGAUAGUCUGUUCCUGUGUGUGUGCCCCUUAACCCUUCGACAGUAGCUACUGGAAAUAUCUGGUUUUGUCACAUGAUCUAUCUUUUGUGGUGGAGCUUUCCUUUAAUUUUCUUCAAAACGCUCUCUGAGGUGACUAUGAUAGGGUUCAUUAAAAUGCAUUACACUGAAAUAGUGACGCUACAGAUUCACUGCAGCAUAUUCAGAAUCACUGGAUGCAACUUCAUUUCUGUAUGUUCAGUAUUGUCUGAACUGUAUCCCCUCCGAAUCUGUAUUAAACCCCACUAGUGUUCGUUCUUGUUUAGUGUAUAAAAGAGAUUUUGUGUGGAAAAUAUUUCAUUGCGUCAACAUAACCGUGGUGAAGGGAUCCAUUGAUUGUAUGUGUGUCAGGUUAAAUGUCUUAGAGAGAAAACCUGACCAGCGUCACGUUGUCAGAUGUUACCGUCGUGUUUGAGGCUCCUGUUGGAUUGAAGUGGAUGCAAACAUGGAUUAUUGAUAUGGGAAUCAAUAUUUCAAAUUAAAAUUCCAUGCUGCAAUAAAUUAUUUUUUUAACAGUGAA